Rubroshorea leprosula is the source of this 3202-nucleotide messenger RNA. Lineage: Eukaryota; Viridiplantae; Streptophyta; Magnoliopsida; Malvales; Dipterocarpaceae. The record is from the annotation of a GenBank genome assembly.
GUGUAGUUAGACCUUCAUCGUAUACUGAUCCUAUGGGUUUCUCGGCCGCCGUCUCCAACUCGCCACGCAUUCUCCCGUCCAGCGCAUUUGCUUCUGAGACGACGGCUAAAAGGAAGAUCUGCUCGCUGCCUUCGCUCUGCCGCUCUCUUUCUCUCCUUCAUGGCCAACCUCGCUUCAGACUGAGUUCCGCUUCGCAGCUAGGGAAAAGGAUUUCACCAACUAUCCAUGUUGCGGCUUCAGUUACAGAUAUUUCAGUCUCGAAAUCAAUGGAUGAAGUUCAUCUUCCGAAAGGUGACAUGUGGUCUGUUCAUAAGUUUGGUGGCACCUGUGUGGGGACUUCCCAAAGGAUCAAGAAUGUUGCUGAUAUAAUCAUUAAUGAGGAUUCAGAAAGGAAGUUGGUGGUUGUGUCAGCAAUGUCAAAGGUGACAGAUAUGAUGUAUGACCUGAUCUUCAAGGCACAGUCACGAGACGAUUCCUAUGUAUCUGCACUGGAUGCUGUUCUAGAAAAGCACAGCUUAACAGCACACGAUCUUCUUGAUGGAGAUGAGCUUGCUAGUUUUUUAUCUUGCUUACGUAAUGAUGUUAAUAACCUCAAGGCAAUGCUACAUGCAAUAUACAUAGCUGGUCAUGCAACAGAAUCUUUUACGGAUUUUGUUGUUGGACAUGGGGAGUUGUGGUCUGCACAGAUGUUGUCAUCUGUUAUUAGAAAGAACGGGAUUGACUGCAACUGGAUGGAUACAAGGGAAGUGCUCAUUGUCAAUCCUACUGGCUCUAAUCAAGUUGAUCCCGAUUUCUUGGAAUCUGAAAGAAGACUGGAAAAGUGGUUUUCACAAAAUCCAUCAAAGACUAUAAUAGCUACUGGUUUCAUUGCCAGCACACCUCAAAAUAUUCCUACAACAUUGAAGAGGGAUGGAAGUGAUUUUUCUGCAGCCAUAAUGGGUUCAUUAUUCAAGGCUCGUCAGGUCACAAUUUGGACAGAUGUUAAUGGUGUAUAUAGUGCAGACCCCAGAAAAGUUAGUGAAGCUGUGAUACUAAGGACAUUGUCUUAUCAAGAGGCCUGGGAAAUGUCAUAUUUUGGAGCAAAUGUUUUACAUCCACGUACCAUUAUUCCAGUAAUGCAACAUAAGAUUCCAAUUGCAAUAAGGAAUAUCUUCAACCUCUCUGAUCCUGGGACAACAAUCUGCCAUCCUCUUGUGACUGAAGAUGAAGAUGAUCAGACACUAGACUCUCCUGUUAAAGGAUUUGCAACAAUAGACAAUUUGGCUCUUGUAAAUGUCGAGGGAACUGGAAUGGCUGGUGUUCCUGGCACAGCUAGUGCCAUUUUUGGUGCUGUGAAAGAUGUGGGAGCUAAUGUCAUUAUGAUAUCCCAGGCUAGUAGUGAACAUUCUGUGUGCUUUGCUGUGCCUGAGAAGGAAGUAAAUGCAGUUGCUGAAGCUUUACAAUCUAGAUUUCAGCAGGCUUUGGAUGCUGGGAGACUUUCUCAGGUUGCGGUCAUUCCUAACUGCAGUAUUUUGGCAGCAGUUGGCCAGAAAAUGGCUAGUACUCCUGGAGUAAGUGCGACCCUUUUCAAUGCUUUGGCAAAGGCUAAUAUUAACAUUCGAGCUAUAGCUCAAGGUUGCUCUGAGUAUAAUAUUACAGUUGUUGUCAAGCGUGAAGAUUGCAUAAAGGCUUUGAGAGCUGUCCAUUCGAGGUUUUAUCUUUCAAGAACCACCAUAGCUAUGGGGAUAAUUGGUCCUGGAUUAAUUGGUGGCACUUUACUUGAUCAGCUCAGAGAUCAGGCAGCAGUCCUCAAGGACGAAUUUAACAUUGAUUUGCGUGUUAUGGGGAUCACUGGCUCGAGGAUAAUGCUCUUAAGUGAAGUGGGAAUUGAUUUAUCACAAUGGAGAGAACUUCUAAAGGAGAAAGGAGAAGUAGCCAAUCUGGAAAAGUUCACCCAACAUGUGCAUGGAAAUCAUUUUAUUCCGAACACUGUUUUGGUGGAUUGUACAGCAGAUUCUCAUGUCGCAAGUUAUUACCAUGAUUGGUUGCGAAAAGGAAUUCAUGUUAUCACUCCAAACAAAAAAGCAAAUUCUGGUCCCCUUGAUCAGUACCUAAAGCUAAGAGCUCUUCAGCGAAAGUCUUAUACGCAUUACUUCUAUGAAGCAACUGUUGGAGCUGGUCUUCCAAUAGUGAGCACUUUACGAGGACUUCUAGAAACUGGGGAUAAAAUAUUGCGCAUUGAGGGAAUUUUCAGUGGUACUUUGAGUUACAUUUUCAACAGCUUCAUUGGGAGUAGAUCUUUCAGUGAGGUGGUAGCAGAGGCAAAGGAGGCAGGUUAUACUGAACCUGACCCUAGAGAUGAUCUCUCUGGAAUGGAUGUUGCCAGAAAGGUCAUUAUUCUUGCUAGAGAAUCUGGUUUGAAAUUGGAACUUUCAGAUAUCCCUGUUCAAAGUCUGGUUCCAGAACCACUAAAAGCUAGUGCAUCUGCUGAAGAAUUUAUGAGGCAGUUACCACUAUUUGACCAUGAUUGGACUAAGGAGAGAAAGGAAGCAGAGGAAGCAGGGGAAGUCUUGAGAUACGUUGGUGUGGUGGAUGCUGUCAACCAGAAGGGGAAUGUGCAGUUGCGAAGAUACAAGAAAGAGCACCCCUUUGCACAGCUCUCAGGUUCUGAUAAUAUCAUAGCAUUCACAACUAAAAGGUACGAGAAGCAACCUCUGAUAGUCCGUGGACCUGGUGCUGGCGCUCAGGUAACUGCUGGUGGAAUAUUCAGUGAUAUAUUGCGCCUGGCUUCAUACCUUGGAGCCCCAUCUUAAAGAUUCUGAACUUCUCCAGCUAUGCUCCAAUCGCUUCUUCUUUUGACCUUCUGAGCCUCAGUCCUCUAAGUUUUUGUUAGCUGCGUGGUAGAGGUAGCCCUUGAUAUGUGGUUAUGUAUCGUAGUUUCUUUCGGGACUGAAUGGUGACAAUUAGUUUUACUGCUUUGUUUUUCAUCAAUCUAGGCUUUCUCUUUCAAGAGUAAUAGUGUUUACUAAAGUCUAGCGAAACCAUCCAGUAAGAGAGAGGAUAUGGAUUAAGUGGCUAUUUGACAUAUGGCACUUCCUCGUCCUCUUCAUCUUAUGUCCUUUUGCAAUAGUUGACUAGUGUGAAUACUGUGGCUAGUUACUUAGAAUUUGUGAAGAUUUUCAUCUAAUAAUAGUUGCAUAUAUUUUGCCAUGGUUUAUUGUAG